ACAUCCCUGAAGUACGGUAACUGCUCAGCUGUUGUGUGUGAUGUAACAGGAAGUAAUGGUUUGCUUACAACCUGUCCGCGGCUCCAGUAGAAGCUCUCUGCUCCAGUCCCACAACACUCAUUGAGCGUUGAAGCUCGUUGCAGUAGCUUCACUGCGAACGUCAGAGUUUGGGAAUAAAACCCUUACAUUUGGAUUGCUUUGCCUCGUCGACUUGCCAGUGUGAGCCGCCUACAUAUUGCAUCGAAUCUUCCGGCUACUACCUGGUUAAUAUCGGACUGUCAGACGUUGCCCAGACAGAAGAUGGAUUGUGUCAGGUGGUUUUGGACAGUCGCCUUUCUCCUGCUGUGCACUGGUGGAAAGGUCUAUGUGGAGGCAAGCCCCGGGGUGAACGACACCCAACAGCAACAUCCACAGAACGUCUACCAUGACAUCAGUGUCACCAGGAACAAGAUAGUGACUGCACAGUUUGAGUGUUAUCAGAAGAUCAUGAAGGACAGCAGCCACAACAAGCUUGACUCUGACGUGUCGUAUGCGUCCGAGGCCGUGUGUAACCGGACGUGGGACGGCUGGCUGUGCUGGGACGACACCAGGGCAGGGUACACCUCAGAGCAGCACUGCCCAGACUACUUCCAAGACUUUGACCCCUCAGAAAUGGUGACAAAGAUCUGCACAGACAAUGGGAACUGGUUUUUGCAUCCUGAGAGCAACAGAACAUGGACUAAUUACACCAGGUGCAACGAGCACACUAGCGAGGGCAGAAUGACUGCAAUGAAUUUGUUCUACUUGGCGCUCAUCGGACAUGGCCUGUCUUUGACCUCUCUGUUGAUUUCUCUGGGAAUAUUCUUCCACUUCAAGAGUUUGAGUUGCCAAAGAAUUACUCUGCACAAAAACCUUUUCUUUUCCUUUGUGCUGAAUUCUGUCAUCACCAUCAUUUGGUUGACAGUUGUGGCGAACAACCAAGAGUUAGUGCAGAGAAAUCCAACGAGCUGUAAAGUGUCCCAGUUUAUCCACCUGUACCUCUUUGGAUGCAACUACUUCUGGAUGUUGUGCGAGGGGAUCUAUCUCCACACCCUGAUCGUGGUCGCUGUGUUUGCAGAGAAGCAGCACUUGAUGUGGUACUAUCUACUUGGCUGGGGCUUUCCUCUAAUCCCGGCCUCCAUACACGCUAUAGCACGCAGCUACUAUUACAAUGACAACUGCUGGAUCAGCUCCAACACAUCUCUGCUCUACAUCAUCCACGGACCCAUCUGUGCUGCUCUCCUGGUAAAUCUGUUUUUCCUGCUCAACAUUGUGCGCGUCCUGAUCACCAAGCUGAAGGUGACCCACCAGGCAGAAUCCAGUCUGUACAUGAAGGCUGUGAGAGCCACCCUGAUCCUGGUGCCGCUCCUGGGGAUCCAGUACGUGCUGCUGCCCUACAAGCCCGAGGGCCACGGCUCCUCCGAGAUCUACGACUACAUCAUGCACAUCCUCAUGCACUAUCAGGGGCUGUUGGUGGCAACCAUUUUUUGUUUUUUCAAUGGCGAGGUGCAGGGGGUUCUGAGGAGGCACUGGAACCAGUACCGCAUGCAGUUUGGGAGCACUCUGACCCAGUCUGAAGGCCUGCGCUCUGCCUCCUACACAGCCUCGUCCAUCACGGAGGUGCAGGCCUGCUACAGCAUUGAUGGACACACGGAACACUUGAACGGUAAAAGCUGCCACGACACGGAUUCCUCCAUCUUGAAGGCGGACAACCCCUUUGCCUAAAGACUCCUCACACGAAGACACACCACCCCCCCCCCCCCCCCGGUAGAAGGAACGUAAACAGUGGCGUUUGGCUUCUCGUACUUAACACACUGAACGGAAAAACAAUAGCUACCUUUUUGUUGUUAUCUUGAAAUGAGUACUUUGUCAUGCUUUUUCUGCUCUCUUAAAUUUACUGUCUGCAGUAUACAGUGUCUGCAGUAUACAGUGUCUGCAGUAUACAGUGUCUGAAGCUACUUUCAGCUUUUCACAACAAGCCAAAUGUAAAUAUUCCGGUCAUUCAUCUUAUAUGAGCCAAACAAUAAAAGAUAUUUCAAAAUGUGUAUAUAUAUAUAUACAUAUACACACAAAAGAUUUUACAUGAACAAAACUUUAAAAAAGGGGGUAGGUGUGAAUUACUCAACCUGCCUCGUUAUUGUAAUAUCAGUUCCUUCUCAGUGAAAGCCUUGAUUAAGUUUGCCAAAAAGUAUUUGUAUGUUGUGCCAAACUCAACUGUGUGUAUACCUAGAUGCUUAUGCUAGCAUUCACUUAUCAUGCAGAUAACACUGUCACACCGUCAGAUGUAUUUAGCUUGGUCACUUCUAGAUCAAUUUAGUUAAAUAACAUAUAUAUAUAUAUAUAUUAUACUGUAUAUAGUUAUUUUGUUUGACAAAAACAUUGAAAAUAAUUUUCAAAAUGACUUUACAUUAUGUACUACAAAAACAAAAUAUAUUACUGUCAAUUGUGAGGCUGGAUCAACAUCAUUUGUUGUGACAUCACAACUGUUCAAUCAAACAUCCAUCAUAACUUAAAUUAAAGCUCCAGCAGCAAGCUUUAUAUAUAUUAUAUAUAUAUAUAUAUUGAUAAGCCUUUAGACCGCACCCAAGAUUCACUUUCACACGCAAAACAUUUUUUUUCUACAGUUAUUCAAUGCCAUAUUUUUGGGUAAAAUCUUGAAGAUACUUCUCAACUGAGAUUUCAUAUGAAAUGUCUUUUCAGCAGAAGUUUUCCCAAGUCCUCAAAAAGUAAAAAGUACUACUUAACAAGCAUUAGUUAUUAAAUAAUUUUUCAUAUUAAGGAGGCACUUUGGUCUACAUUAAAUUAUUUAUACUAAAAACUGAGUUGGUUGAAUUGGUAAACACAUCAUUCCAGGUUUACAGCUUUGAGAAAUUGAUCACUUUAUUUUCUCUUUUUAACCUGACCUUGGUUCACACUGGCAUGUGAAAAUGAUGUUCAGACAGUUAUCACACAGUAUUAAAGUGUUUGCUAGAGCUAUUUUACACUAGCACAGAAAUGUUGCAUCAAUUUGGGUUCUGGGAUUUAUACAGUAGGAGUUGUCAGUCAUCUGAGAGGAUUUAGAAUGAACAUGAUACAAAGACAAUGAGCAGAUCAAGGAGGCAGUGAUGUCUUUUGCAAAAUGUCUCUGAGGCAUAAAGGUCAGAGCGCUCAUGUUCAUAAGAAGAGAGGUGGUUGCUUUGUCCUGCUCACUAGCAGAACCUCAAAGGAGGGAGAUUACUGUGCGUUUCUGCUUCAGAAGUGAUCAAGAUCAUCUGCAAAGAAAGAGGAGAAUCUAGACGAAUCAAGACAAGGCAAAGCAAAUCCUGUUUUUUUUUUUGAUCAUCAUUAAUCAUUCAGAGGUUUUCACACCCUAACAUUUUUUACUUGGGUGCAUUUUGGGGUUGGUGGAUCAUAGAACAUAUUUAAAGUGCCUCUUUAAUAUGAUUUUCUUUUUGAUUAUUUUGACAUUCCAGUCAUGGGGAUUGAACAUACAAACUAUUAAAACAGUAUAUUUUGUGACACACUUGGUUGUUAUGGAUUAGUUUCUUGUUUAUCAUAAACCCAUCUAUCUACCCUUGAUCAUUUGCUCUAAAUACUUAAUAGCUGAUGUACACUACUUAUUAUUUCAACUGACAGGAUUUCUGAUCUGCUUAAGUUAACUUUCAAUGCAAACACUCCUAAAUAAAAACCAAGUUCAUCACAAAUAUCUUAAGGUACAUGCUCUGCAUAAUAAUGUUUCUUUCUCUGUUGCCACUAAAUUGUUUCAUUAACCUUGGAAGCUUAUCUCCUAAUUUUAAAGAAAUGUUAUUCAUUUGUAUUUCUGACUUCUAAUUGAAAUUGUGUCCACAAUUGAAUGUAUAUAGUAAUUAACAUCAACAAAGUGUGUGUAAUAUCUGUUCUCUACAUCUGAAUGUAACUUUACUGUAACAUCAAGUGUGGCUUUGGCACCAUCAUACUGUAUGUCUACGAUAUUAUGUAUGGUUUUCCGUGUACAUUACAUUCCUGUAUUGGCAGUAGAGUAGAGAUACAAUACUCUACAACAUACAGUACACCUUUUUUAUUAUGUGACAUCUAAUGCUCAUAUAUUAGACAUCUUUAUUUUCUCUGAUAUCCAAAUCAAUGAUUCAAAUUCUGUGAUUAUUUAAUGUUGCCGUCCAAAAUGCUGGAGACCACUCAUUAUGUAAAUAUGUGGUGAACCGUGCGUUGCAGAAUGGGUGCCGGGUGUGAGAGCUUUGUGUACACAGUGUUCAGGUGUGUGCUCUGAGACCUUUAAAUACAAGGCAACUGUCUUGUGUGAAAGUGUGUGGGAUAUUUUCAAGGGAGUUGUUUCCGACUUGUAUGCCUGAAAGAAGAUCACUAACGAGAGGCUUGAAGAUCACUAACAAGGGGCUUCCACCGGUAGAUUGACAGUUGCUGUUCAUCCUUCUCUCUGUGCACGAAGGGUUUGAUCCUUUUAUAGUCCCGUUCUUCUGCAUCUGCGCUGUAAUGAACGGGGAUAGAGCCUGUGUCCUACAGUGUGCGUGAAACCUCAACUGGGAUCUGUUUACUUAGACAUGCUGCGGCUGUGGGUAGAGGAACACAUCAAAACAUCGUCUCCCAUUGUUCAAAUGUAUAGGACAUAAGAAAUGACUAUUACAUGCAGCAUAUUUGUGGGCUGGGACGAGGACAUGUUGGUACCAACCUUUGAACGUGUUAAGCUGUAAUUAAUGCAUAUUUUUCACACUGGCUUUUGUUACAUUUCAUCACACACCAACUGCAGGACAGUUCAUAUGUUCCAACUGGAUUCAACAUUUGUCUGUGUUGGAGUAAGACCGUUUUCUACACUCUGUUACAGAUAAUCACACUUUAAAAUGAUGUAUAUCUGACUAAGAUGAUAUGGAGCAAUCAUCAUUAACCAUUUAUGAAGCAUUCUUUGUAAAACAUUAAAAAGACACUGAAGGCAAAGUGUAUCUAGUGCUGUGCCAAAUGUAUUAUGCUUCAUUAUAUCCUUUACAACACCCUUGGAAUCAGCAUGUUACAGUUUCACAAGGCCUUCACUAGACCUACCUUGUAAGGUGUGACUUUCUGGAAGGAUAAUGUCUGUCUUUGUUAAAACUGAACUGUGAUUUGGAUGUCAACACACCACUACUCAACUGUAUGAAUGUCAUUCGUAUGCAUUUUAUUCUCUGAAUGUGAAAAUAUGUAUUUGUGUAAAAUGUUUUUUUUUGUGUGUUUCUCUAAAUAUGGGCCUUUUGGAAAUCUGAUCAAACAAAUAUAGGUAACUACUAGCAAAAGGUUCUUUGGUAUUAUGUGUUGAUACAAGUAUGGCAUCUAAGAUAACAGUAUCUCUGUGCAGUUUAAAACUACUAAGUAUAAAAGUGAAUAUAUUCCACUACUUUUUUUUUAUUAAAUAUUUAACCACUG
This is a messenger RNA of Hypomesus transpacificus, 5400 nucleotides long. RefSeq names its product calcitonin receptor-like a (gene calcrla). The transcript has 13 exons. Gene Ontology annotation, molecular function: calcitonin receptor activity; calcitonin gene-related peptide receptor activity; adrenomedullin receptor activity. The coding region runs from base 301 to 1743 and encodes 480 amino acids. Gene Ontology annotation, biological process: angiogenesis; cell surface receptor signaling pathway; adenylate cyclase-activating G protein-coupled receptor signaling pathway. Lineage: Eukaryota; Metazoa; Chordata; Actinopteri; Osmeriformes; Osmeridae. The record is from RefSeq and is a predicted model, not a curated record. Gene Ontology annotation, cellular component: plasma membrane.